Ipomoea triloba (trilobed morning glory) is the source of this 1274-nucleotide messenger RNA. RefSeq names its product ervatamin-B-like. NCBI's taxonomy places the organism in Eukaryota, Viridiplantae, Streptophyta, Magnoliopsida, Solanales, Convolvulaceae. The coding region runs from base 43 to 1080 and encodes 345 amino acids. The transcript has 2 exons. The record is from RefSeq and is a predicted model, not a curated record. Gene Ontology annotation, molecular function: cysteine-type endopeptidase activity. Gene Ontology annotation, cellular component: lysosome.
CACCACCUUACUCAUCCUCUAGCUUAUCUUGCCCUAACCACUAUGGCUCUAAACUUCAAUUCCAAAUCCAUUCUUGCAAUCCUUUUCCUCUUGGGAACGUGUGCUUACGAAGUCACUUCCCGCACCCUUGCCCUUGAAGAGGCAUCCUUGGUCCAACGUCAUGAGCGGUGGAUGGCUCGCCAUGCACGCUCAUAUAAAGAUGACGUUGAAAAAGCUAAUCGAUUCAAAAUAUUCAAACAAAAUUUAGAGUUUAUUGAGUCGUUUAACAAAGCUGGCAACCGAUCUUACAAACUUGGUCUGAAUAAAUUUUCAGAUAUGAGUCACGAAGAGUUCAAAGCCACAAUGCUUAUUGACGCAAACAAAUUCGUUCGCCCUACUACUAAGUUUCCAAAAGGAAACUCGUUUGGAAAUAAUGAGAGUCUCGUUGAUGCUCCAAACAGUGUGAACUGGAUAGAGAGGGGAGCUGUUACUGCAAUCAGAAAUCAACACCGAUGUGGUGCAUGCUGGGCAUUUUCAACCGUGGCAGCAGUGGAAGGAAUAACCCAGAUAAAAACCGGGCGGCUAGUUCCCUUGUCGGAGCAACAACUGGUGGACUGCGACACCACCAACAAAGGCUGCGACGGUGGCUGGCCAACCAAGGCCUUCCAGUACGUGCAGGAAGCCAACGGCCUCAUGUCGGAAUCCGACUAUCCCUACAAGGGAUACCAGCAAGCCACGUGCGCCACCACCGGCGGCUACGCCGCGGCAACAAUAACCGGGUUCGAGCAAGUGGAGCAGGGCGAAGACGCGCUCCUCCAGGCCGUGAGCAACCAGCCCGUCUCCAUCAUCAUCUCUCUCGACGGCUACGAGCUCCAACAUUAUGGCAGCGGCGUAUUCGCCAAUGAUUGCGGCAGCGGCUCCUUGCACGCUAUCACGGUGGUGGGGUACGAUGCCACCAUGGAAGGGGAUAAGUAUUGGCUGGUUAAGAAUUCGUGGGGUACCACUUGGGGCGAGAAUGGGUAUAUAAAAAUGGCGAGAGAUAUGGUUGAGGGAGGGCUCUGUGGGCUUGCUAAAAUGGCUUCUUACCCUACCAUUGAUUAAGUUUAAUUAAACCCUGCUUUGCAAGAUAUUUUGCACUCUAUCAACUAUAGUAAUAUUAUAUUUGUACCCAUCCAAAAAGUUUAGAUUAUACUCCGCAAUGUAGAGUGUAAUAUAAAUUCUGAUUUCUGUUUCAUUGUACCCAAAGAUCAAUUACUAAAUAUUUAUAAUAUAAGCUCAAACAGGUUGUUUUUGAA